Trifolium pratense (red clover) is the source of this 1525-nucleotide messenger RNA. RefSeq names its product probable BOI-related E3 ubiquitin-protein ligase 2. Gene Ontology annotation, molecular function: ubiquitin-protein transferase activity. The record is from RefSeq and is a predicted model, not a curated record. The coding region runs from base 300 to 1418 and encodes 372 amino acids. The transcript is spliced from 3 exons. Gene Ontology annotation, biological process: regulation of programmed cell death. Lineage: Eukaryota; Viridiplantae; Streptophyta; Magnoliopsida; Fabales; Fabaceae.
UUGAAAAACCCCACCACCAUAUAGAGUUGUCAGCAAGCCAUUUAUUUUCUCCUUCUGUUUUCAUUUCAUCUCAUUCACUACUUGUAUCUUCCUUCCUUUCAUUCAUUUGUCCUCUCACACCAAAGCACAAUAUCCCAAACCCACCAGCUAAUACUCCAAAUAAAACCCACGCCAAUAUCGCAUAUACAUACACAUAAACUAAACACAACACUCCAUAAAAUCAUCAAUCUCCAACAACAACAUUUUCACCCUUUCUUUCUCUCUUCUCUCUAACUUCUCUAUCUCUUUUUCCUUCAAUCAUGGCCGUUGAAUCUCGCCAUCUUCAUCUCUUCUCCCCUCAACUCAUAACCAACCGAGAAAUGAUGAACCCUGUUGAAACAAACAUGAACAACAUCUACAACAACAUAUCACAAAUGGGUUACUCAUCAAUUCCACCAUCUUCAAUCAAAACAACCGCAACGGAGACACUAAUCCUACCACCUUACAACUCCAUAACAACCGAUUCAUUACCUCAAAAAACAGCUAUGAACUCCGACAGCGGUUUAACUUAUAAUGUUCCUUUAAGAAAACGUUCUAGAGAUUCUAGAGACUAUUCAAAUUCAAUCAAUUUUCCUUUCCCAAAUUCUUAUCUUUCUCCUACAACAUUAACAACUCAACAAAACAACAACAACAACAACAGAAGUUGUGCCUCUUCAUCGUUCUCUUUUCUUGGUGAAGAUAUUUCUGUUCAGAUCCAGGGACAACAACUUGAUAUUGAUCAACUCAUUGCACAACAAAUGGAGAAAGUGAAAUAUGAGAUUGAAGAAAAAAGGAAGAGACAAGCGAUGAGGUUGAUUCAAGCUAUUGACAUGAGUGUGACAAAGAGAUUGAAAGCAAAAGAAGAAGAAAUUGAGAAAAUUGGGAAAAUGAAUUGGGCUUUAGAAGAAAGAGUGAAGUCACUUUGCAUGGAGAAUCAAAUAUGGCGUGAUUUAGCACAAAGCAAUGAAGCAACAGCCAAUGCUUUAAGGUCCAAUCUAGAACAACUUCUUGCACAACGCGGCGGCGGAGAUGAAAAUGGCGAAAUUUCUCCGGCGGGUAUGGCGGGUGCUUUAAUGGAUGAUGCAGAGUCAUGUUGUGAUAGCAAUGAGAGUAUUAAUGAUGAUGGAAAUGCUGUGGAUCAAUGGAGAAAUUUAGGAGAUAAUAAUAAUGGUAAGAGAAUUGAAGUGAUGAAGGUUAUGGGAAACUCAUGUGGUGGUGAAAGUGGAAGCAAUUUUGUGAAUAGCAUGAAACUGUGCAGUAACUGUGGGAAAGAUGAAUCUUGUGUGUUGAUUUUGCCUUGUAGACAUCUUUGUUUAUGUGGUGUUUGUGGGUCUUCUCUUAACAUUUGUCCUAUUUGUAAAUCUUGUAAAACUGCUAGUAUCCAUGUUAACAUGUCUUGAAUGAAACAUGGGAAAAAUUACAUUAGCUAGUUGUUUAGAGAAAGGAAAAAAAAAAGAAACAAUUUUUCACUAAUGGAAUGGUAAAAAAAAGUCAUUUUGAUCCCAAA